AUGGAUGUUCCGUUCAAAAUAAAGGCUUUCGGUUGGAGACUUUUCCGGAAUAGACUUCCCACAAAAGAUCUUUUGCUAUAUAGAGGUACCCCUUUGUCUCUUGAUAAUUUGAAUUGUGUUUUGUGUGGGAUUUGUGUGGAGAACAUGAAGCAUCUAUUUUUUAGUUGUAUGGUGGUUAAGAACAUUAGGAGGGAAAUAGCUUUGUGGGUUGGAAAAGUGGGCAUUGGUGAGGAAGAUGGUUUGGAGAAUUUUAUGAAUUGGUAUCGGUACUUUCGUGUUAAAAAGGUGAAAGAGAGGAAGUUAGGAGUUGUUUGGCUUGCCACUAAUUGGACCAUUUGGUUGCUUAGGAAUGGAGUGUCUUUUCGGAAGGAUAAAUGGAGUAUUAAUGAUACCAUUUGGAAUAUUAAGAUGUUGGUUUGGAGGUGGACUUUUUGUGGAAAAAUUACACAUUCCAAUUUUUCUUUUUACGAGUUCUCAAAGGACCCGUUGUUGUUCCUCUCGUAA
Molecule: messenger RNA, 504 nt
Organism: Vicia villosa (hairy vetch)
Lineage: Eukaryota; Viridiplantae; Streptophyta; Magnoliopsida; Fabales; Fabaceae
Exons: 1
Coding region: 1-504 (167 amino acids)
Source: RefSeq, a predicted model, not a curated record